This is a messenger RNA of Musca vetustissima, 2659 nucleotides long. RefSeq lists its product as uncharacterized. Gene Ontology annotation, biological process: vesicle-mediated transport. The transcript is spliced from 5 exons. NCBI's taxonomy places the organism in Eukaryota, Metazoa, Arthropoda, Insecta, Diptera, Muscidae. The coding region runs from base 23 to 2650 and encodes 875 amino acids. The record is from RefSeq and is a predicted model, not a curated record.
UGCAGAUAAUUUAAUUUGCACAAUGUCUUUCUUUGAUUCUAUUUAUCAAGAAUUUAUAAAUUUAAUGGGCAGCUUUUUGCUGGCGGACGAUGAGAAGAGGGAGACAAUGAUCGUGUUCGUCUAUGACACCGAAUGUUUGAAAGAAGAAGCAGAUGAUCCUGUAAAAGCAGUAUUGUACUUUCAUCCCAGUUGGGUUUCCGACACCCAAAAGGUAGCUUUAUGUGGGCAGUUAAUGGGCUCAUCGUAUUUUCUAAAAGACUGCUUAUUCAAGCCGCGAAUAAUCGCCUUACAGAAUGGCAAGUUUGUUUUUAAGGAAUUUGGCCGCUUUAUCUUGGCCGUAGGUACGGAUCGCAACAUAUCCGAUUAUCUUUUACAACACCGGGCCGAUUUGCUGUCGGCAUUGGUUAAAUUUUAUCACCGUGGUUUGCAACUAAUUUACGACCAAUUUGCGCUUCAGUCCCAAUACAAGAACCUAUCCGAGAAAUUGUACCACAUAUUUGAAACAUAUCUUCCAAUCCUUCAAUACAAUGGAAACGUCUUCCAAAAUAUACCCAGGCUGCGUAUACCAAAGACAGCUAGUAAUAUAUUUCUGGAAGCGAUACAAACCCUGCAAUGUUGUCAGGAAACAAAAGGUGUCUUGGGUGGUGCAAUUCUCUAUCAUAAUAAGGUAGUGGCAUCGCAACUCAGUGAUUCGCUAACAAAAAAUAUAAUACUUACCGAUCCACUGCACAUUCGGACAACGGCGGAACAGUUGACCUCUACCGAGUUCCAUAUACCUAAUGGGGUAGUAAUGCUAGUAAUAUACAUAGAAUGUCAACAAUAUCGCAAAUUACAGGCAGAGGCGCAAAGAGCUCAAAAUCUGCAAACAACCCAACUGGGUCAUGGCGCUUUACCAUUUCAGUACAGCAAACGAAAAAUGAAACGCGACAAGUCCCUUAUAUUUACGCACAUACCGGAAGAAAAUACCACGCAAUCUAUAGCUGAAAAUGUCAACGAUGAAGUUGUAUGUCAACCAGCUCCGAGGGUAAAACCAAUUAUGAACCGGCCAACACAUCUGCCGCUGCGAAUGAAAAAUUAUAGCAACAAAGAAUUGCCCGAAUCGGGAAUAUCGUCGAUAAACUUUGAUGAAAAUGAUUCCUAUCCGGAAUAUAUUGGGCGGACAAGUGUGUGUUCCACUCCCAUGGCUGAGAACAAAAUAUUGGCUGUGGGUAAUAUAAUGUCAAUUGUUGCGAAUCCCGAUGAUGAGUGUAAUUCCAAUGGAAAAGUGGCAAAAACCAACAGCACCGUUCACCACAUCAAUCAAAGGAACUCGCUUCGGAAGGAUUUUGAAAAGUUUUUCCAUAACUUUAUUUCAAAUCCGAAUAAAAUAGAGAGACGCAGCUCUCUAACGGAUAUACACGAUUCGUUGAAAACCUUUUCCAAGAAGAUUUCCCUAAAACAAAUUUCACAAAGUUUUAAGACCGACGUCAAUCGCAACGGCGGAGACGCUUCUCCAGAUUUCAUAGAAAACGGCGACGAAGAAGAUGACGAUAGUUCCGAAAAUUCGGAUGAUAAUAAUAAGACAUCAAAAACGAUAACCGAUCCAACCAACCCGGUAUUCAAUGUCAAUGGUCAACCUAUUUCGCGAAGUUUGUUCCAGGAGUUUUUAGAGAAGUACUACAAAUUAUGGGGCGAGGCUAGCGAGGAUGCCAAACAAGAUGCAGAAAUCGCCCAAUUAAUAGAAGAGUUUAAGGAGUUCGACAAUGAAUUACAGAAAUUAGACGAAUCCCUAAAGAAACCGACACAAAAGAUAAUACCCGAUCGCAAUCUCAACUUAGAAUGCAAUCAGUCGGUGGAUAAAAGCGCUAAGACUCCACUUGAUAAAAAAGCUCUUAGCUUGCCACUGAAAUCGUUUUCGGAUAGCGCACCAACCGCCCCGUCUCGUCGGCAAUUGGGUGCUGUGCCAUUGACCCCACUCAUGGCCAAACUGUCUGUUUUAGCAUUGAACGAUGAACGUCCGACAUGGGAUGCUACACCGGGUGCUAACAUUGAAAUACAAACGCCUUUAAAUACAUCCAAAGGUAUUGGCCGGCGAAGUUCCUUGAGAUGCGAUGACGCUGUGGAUGCUUUAGAUUGUAUUUCAUCGGACGCCACUGCUCACGGCGAUGGUCUUCAAAAAGCCGAACUAUACAUAUGCGGUCAACAAAAUAUGACACUAAUACUGGUAAUGGAGGAAGGUUGUUCGCAACAAUCUAAGCUGGUGCACAAACUGUUCGACAUUUGUGUGGCCAAGUUCCCACACAUGGAGGCACAUCUCAGUCAGACGCUGAAUAUAAACGUUGAAUGUGAAAAACGCGAUGGUAGCUACAGUUUUAUGUGCCUAGAUUCCAAGUGGGAUGCACUCCAACGCAGCGGGCCAUGGACCCCAGUAGAAAUAAGCACUCUUGAAUCUUUGCACAGUGAUAUGAUAAAUCAUGAAGAAAUAACUGACCUUAUCCUGCGGUCGUACGACACAGUAUUCUAUGGUUACAAGUCAGGGCGAACGGAAAUGUUUUACAAGGAACCAGCUAGAGAAAUCAAUGGAAUUCCCCCACCAUCAGAUCCAAUGGGGAAUGUAGCAAUGAGAGCAAAAUUACGUCUGGAGCGGGAACAUUCGUAUAUACUAUUUUAGAUGCACUAA